AACAUUGCACUCUCAGGACUCUGCAGACUAACAUGCGUUACUGGACCCCGGUGCAGUUUAUUUAGUAUUCCGGAUUGGGGAAAAAACAUCUUCAGAAAUGACCAUGGAACUGACCGGAGAGCAACUGAAAAUAACUGAGACCCGACUGAAAAAAUAUUUACCUCGGUCGCAACAGGUUUACGGUUAUUUGGUCCUAAUGAACAGACCAGAUCAGGUCAGAGCAGACCCUGUCAAGGUUUUAGUGGACAGGUGGCCAGAGUUCAAUGUCAUUAUCUGCAAACCACAAUAUGAAAAGAAGGGUGAUCUCUUCAAAGACACACUGGUUUUCGCAAAGGAUGAAGCUAUUCUAGAGGAAACCAUAAGGAAGUCCUCUGUUAUUGAUUGGACCAGAUUCCUUUGUCUUGGAAUCAAUCUUCGCCACGUUGAUACAUUCAAAGCGGUGGCCUCAGAAAAAAAUGUUCCCAGCUGCAAACUGGCAGUGUGUCACAUGAUGAUACUGAAGGAUGUAUCCGACCUUCCCUCUAUAGACAGCUCCGGGAUCUCACUCAGCUCUAUGGACGAAUCGCACGUUGGCUUGGUGAAUCAGGCGUGGAAGUUUGCAAAGACGGGGGAUGCUGUCAGGAUGAUCCGGAACAUGCUCGCAAACUUCCCCUCCUGCUGCGUGCUGGAUGCAGAAGCAAAACCAGUGGCCUGGAUCCUGACCUAUCCGACGUGUGCCAUGGGGAUGCUGCACACUCUGCCAGAGCACAGGGGGAAAGGCUACGCCAAAGUCCUGGUCAGCACCAUGGCCAAGAGACUCCACGCUCAGGGCUACCCAGUGUACUGCUUCAUAGAGGAGGAGAAUGAGGUCUCCUACAAUCUCUUUAAAAACCUGGGCUUCACUGAGGAUCCCUCGCACAGGGAAGCCUGGUUUCAAUUCAAUGAUCUUUAAAUACCUCAAAGAAGGGUAAUAUGUAUGUGUAAUAU
This is a messenger RNA of Morone saxatilis (striped sea-bass), 966 nucleotides long. RefSeq lists its product as uncharacterized. Bases 98 to 931 code for a protein of 277 amino acids. The transcript is spliced from 5 exons. Gene Ontology annotation, molecular function: glycine N-acyltransferase activity. The record is from RefSeq and is a predicted model, not a curated record. Gene Ontology annotation, cellular component: mitochondrion. Lineage: Eukaryota; Metazoa; Chordata; Actinopteri; Moronidae.